Molecule: messenger RNA, 579 nt
Organism: Penicillium soppii
Lineage: Eukaryota; Fungi; Ascomycota; Eurotiomycetes; Eurotiales; Aspergillaceae
Exons: 3
Coding region: 1-579 (192 amino acids)
Biological process (GO): import into nucleus
Cellular component (GO): cytoplasm
Source: RefSeq, a predicted model, not a curated record
AUGACAACAGCCGCGCUUUUCGGAUGCACCGGGGCAGUAGACUCACAAAUCCUGGCUACCCUGCUAGCCACAGACGCGUCUUCCUCGGUGAAAACGAUCUCAAGAAGACUCCCAAAUGCCCCAUUCCUGGUUUUCAACGCAGUCUGCACCACAACAGCGACGGCAGGAAGUAUCAAGAACCAGUGGAAAAUCGACCAUGACCUGUGUAUUGGUAACGCUCGCGCAGCUAAAGAUGCAGGCGUAAAGCCAGAUGUCUAUAUCUCAAGUGUGGGCACGAGAAGUUUGUUGUGGGGCUGGGUGCCGUACUCCAAGAUGAAAGUCGGCGUGGAGGGUGCCAUCAAGGAGCUUGGUUUCGAGAAUGCUAUCAUUCUGAGGCCAGGUAUGACUAUCGGGCGGGAAAGAUCUAAGGCUCCAAUUCUGGAGAAGCUUGUGGAAAGUCUAAAAAGCGAUCUAUCCACCAUCGGUAGAGCAGCUGUGGCGGCUACUCAUAGGACAGAAGAAGGGAAGGCGUUGUCGCGAUACUGGAUGUUAGAACAAGCUGAUAUUGUUCAGCUUGGUAGAGAUGAGUGGAAAGAGUAG